CCAGAGAGAGAGAGAAAAACUCCAAAGACCACAAGCUUAUCCGCAGAGAAAUAAUAUAGGGUUCCUUGAGAGAGAGGCUCCAGAGGAGAUCCAUAGCAAAGAAGAGGAGAGAGAGAGACAGGCUCCCCUCUGAUCUCUCAAUGGGCACCAAGACAGAGAACCUUCAAUCCCUCCUGGACUCCGCCCUCCCCUUUAUCAGAGGCGAGCUGGAGCUCAUCGACCCUGACCUACCACGUCUCAUCGCCGUCCUCCGCUCCUCGGGUGCCUCCGAGUGCUGGCACAAGCAUGGCGAUUUCCUCCACCACCUCGUCAGCAUCUUUCGCAUUCUCUCUCUAUGGAAAUCACCCCACCCUCUAGCUCUAUGUGGCCUCUUCCAUUCUGCCUACUCCAAUUCUUAUGUAAACCUUGCCAUCUUUCCCCCGGAAACAUCUCGACCGUAUGUUCAAUCCCUCAUCGGCCCCCAAGCCGAAGAUCUCGUCCACAUGUUUUGUGUCGUGCCUCGCCAGUCUCUCAUACACGAUGACCUCCUCUUCCAUUUCUCUGACACGGAGCUCGAAUCAGCAUUCAUGAGAGAGGAAGUCCCCGAAUCCUUGAGAGAUAAAAUUCAGAGAUUGGUCCCUCCUUAUGGUGUGACUGUUAAGCACAUACGAACAGGACAGGACCUCGUAGUUCCUCGAAGGCUUGUGGCCUCCUUUCUCUUGAUGACCAUCGCCGAUUUUAGCGACCAGCUUUUUGGGUUUCAAGAUGAGUUGUUUGAGAAUUCGAAUGGGAGGCUGGAGUUCUCCGGGAACAACAUCACCACGCUGUGGCCGGGGGACGGGAAGCCUGGGCUGUGGGUGAACUCCCUCUCCAGAAUGGCUGUUUUGUACAGGCUUCUGGUGAGAGAGGAGGAGAGGAGAGAGAGUGAGAAUGGGUUUGCUAAUGGGGGAUCCAAGAGGGGUUAUGAAGAGAUAGAAUUGGUGGUGCCCCCUGUUUUUGAGAAUUGCACCAUGGUUUUGAGCUGUCAGGAUGAGAGAGAGGCCAGGGAUUUGUACUGGGAAGUUGUGUGUGGUGGUGGUGGUGGGAAGAUAGGACUAGAGAGACAGAGAGAGUUGUUGGUGAGGUGCAUUGAGAAGAACCCAUUUGUUGGGGAGCCCCAUGUGUUGCUUGCUCAAAUAUAUGUGAUGCAAGGGAGGUAUGAGGAAGGAGAGAGAGAGGGAGAGAGGGGGUUGAAGCUCAUGUUAGAGUGGGGAAGCAAUUGGGACAAGAGGGUCUCAUGGGAGGGCUGGGUGGCUUGGAAUAGGGUUCUUAUCAUGAAGGCAAAGGAGAGGUCUUGGCCCCAAACCUCAUGGGGAAUCCUCAACCUAGGUCUUGUUCGCUGAUCCAACCCCUGGUAGCUAUGCCCCACGCUUUACUAUUUCAUUACUUGCAUUACAGACACCCAUCUUACUAGUGGGAUAGAUGCUGAUCUAUCUCUUCAUGAAACCUUGUAAAUGUAUAUUUGGAUCUUUAGGUGUUAGGUGCUUCAAUGAGAUCUUGGUCUUGGAGUUGAAUAAUGGAGGUUCUCCAUGAAUUUGAAGAGCUUGCUGCUGAAUCUUGAAUAUUAUAUAUGUUAUCUAGAGUGCUUUUGUUUAUUCAUGCAAAAUUUAUGUGUU
Amborella trichopoda is the source of this 1634-nucleotide messenger RNA. Its product is annotated as E3 ubiquitin-protein ligase. The record is from RefSeq and is a predicted model, not a curated record. Lineage: Eukaryota; Viridiplantae; Streptophyta; Magnoliopsida; Amborellales; Amborellaceae.